ACGAUAAUCAGGCAUCCACAAAACAUGACUAGUCAAACAAAGUUGAUGUUGAAGAAUCACACUGGUGAUCUUUGUUUCUUCCAGUACACUGGCAUUAGUUUGCCUGUCUUCUCAAUUGAUAUGUAAAAUUGUUCGGAGACACCGUUGAUGGACUCUUUUGAGGAGCUGGAGAUGGUGUUUAUAAGUGGUCCAUGUUUCACAAGCAUAUAGUAAGGUUGGUAGUACAAUAGCUUUGUAAACAAGCAUUUUGGUUUCCCUGCGAAUGUCCAAGUCCUCAAACACAUUGCACUUGCAGAGCUCAGGCAAUGCUGGAUUUCAGCAUCAAAGUCCGCCCUUGUGGAAAGAUAAUUGCCCAGGUAGGAGAAGUGGUUGACACUUUCCAAUGCUACAUCAUUGAGUUGGAUUUGUGUUGCUGCAGAGGGUUUAUUUGUGCUUGUUGGUGCAGCACUUUGGUUUCUUGGAUGUUGAGCGAUGGGCCAAGCUUUCCAUAAGCUUAUGUGAAGCUAUUUAGGAUGGUUUGAUACUAGGACUAUGUGUACUUUACCCAGUGGCAGGCCAGAGACAUUAACCUUUAUCUUACUCCAUUAUUGGGCUCCAGCCUUUCCUAUUCCGAUUAGGUUGUUACUUUAAAAGACAACUGUUCUAUUAAGUUGCUGAGUGGUUGCUUCUCCUAUCUCCUUUCAGAUGGUCCUUAAGAGUCGUUUGGAAGCAAUCCCACUUAAUAGGAUCUUUAAGGGCUUGAGUGGUCAUUUUGCGCCUUGGUUUCCUUCCUUGAAGCCUGCAUUGAGGUAUAAUCUUGAUAGCCAUCGUGGAAUGUAUUAAUCAGUGAUCUGUCCAUCAGUCGUUGUCAUAGCUCUGGUAAGGAGUACAUCGCGGCGAUCUUCAGCUCAGACAUACAGUGGUACCUUGGUUUACAACCAUAAUCUGUUCUGUAGGUCCAGUUGUAAACCAAAACAGGUUGUAACCCAAGGCGGGCUUUCGCCAAUGAGGCCUCCCCCCCAAUUGUUUGUAAUUAAAAAAAGGGUUGUAAUCCAAAAAAAAGGGACACGCACUUCCGGGUUUGAUGUGAUUGUAAUCCAAAAUGGUUGUAAUCCAAAGCGGUUGCAAACCAAGCUACCACUGUAGUCUAAGAGGUGCUAGUAGUUCAACCGUGGGUGCCUCCAUGAUAUUUUAAUAUUUUUUUGGUCGAAAUAGUGUGUUGGUAAUAACAAGGUUGUGUGCUGCAAAUAUAGUCAAAAGUAAGAUUCUGUUCUGGUUGCUGUUGCCAAUUCCUUCUUUCUCAAUAGAUCGAAAUCUCACCCAACUCUUGCAUUAAAUUCACCCAGGAGGAUAAUUUUAUCCUCCUUAGGCUUAUCUGUUAGGAUGGCAUCCAGCCGAUAAUUUUUUUUUUCUUUAAUGUUUUCAUUGGCAUCCAGUGCAUAAGCGCUUAAAAUAGUAGCCUGUUGGUUUUUGGUAAGUUUUAUUUGAAGGGUUGAAAGUUGCUCAUUAAUGCUGGUAGGGACUUCUGACAAGAGCUUUACAAGAUUGUUUUUGAUAGCAAAGCCUACCCCAUGUAUUUGACGUUCUUGUUCAGGUAGACCUUUACAGAAGAAUUUGUAGAGUUAUUUUUUAUUCUUUCAGUUGUCCCUCUCCUGUUCUUCGAGUUUCUUGAAGUGCUGCAAUAUCAAUGUUAAAACAUCGCAACUGUCUUUCAGUGAUGACAGUCCUGCAUUUGGGACGCUCAUUAUCUGUGUUAUCCAGCAAAGUCCAUAUAUUCCAUGUUCCAAAGUUCAAUUGUCUUUUACGACUGCUAAGUGGUGACCCCACUGGGUGCGGUAAUCCAGUCAGGGGAAAAAGUGAGGCAGACUAUGUUUAGGGCACCUUUUCUAGCCCCUCCACCUUUUUGGGGUGGGUAGAGUGGAUCGUAAACAGGACUGCUCAGUUGUGGAUACAGCUGCCGAGCUACUCAACUGCCUCAUUGAGUCAGAAUGACUGAAUCUGUAUCCACCGCCCAUGAGCUGGUUCAUGAUUAGGGGCUUCCAGAUUUCAUGGUCCUGCCUCUGUUACCAUUUGCAGAUCGUCAUGGGACUUUUUUGGGUUUGGGGUGGGUUUUCGGACGACGCCUGUGCGUGAAUUUGUUUUAUGUGUGUAAAUCAGUGCACGCUGACCAAUGCACAGUCUUCACAGUAAGGCUUUGUUCCGAUAGCACGAGUAUCACAAUGACCGGUAGAUUCUUAUCUGCUGCAGCCUUCAUCCAUCUUCACAGCUGUUGUAACAUACCGUUUGUUAUCUUCUGCCUGUUCUGCCGUUGAGAACUUCUUGGAUCAUUCUUUGUCUAGCUCCUCCCCUUUGACCUUACCACCUUAGGUGAGCCUGCUGGGAGUAGGAGACUCAGGAUGGCUUCGCUCACAAGCGUCAUGAUCCAGUGAGUGAGUGAUGAUCCUGCCCCAGCCUUAUCCUAUUCAACUCUCCUGGUCCACGGUUAGGUUAGCGCCGUGCUCCUUAGUCGCGGUGUCAUAUAUCAGCCCCUAGAGGGCGAUGGUGUCAUAGAAAGUCUGCAAUUACCACCCAUGUUUUAUUGUUGCAUUAGCACACUACAAGUAUGUGCCGUUCCAAAACCUGGCACUUCUCCGACUCCAAUGCAGAAACCAUCAUGGUGAAUGUCCGAGCGAAUCUGACCACCUUCUCUAUUCCCCUCUCUCUCUGCUCGGUUUGCUGCGCCGGGUAUGUAAACCUUGCGGUGGUGACCGGCUUGCCCGGGCUGCAUCGGAGACGAGGCAGCGAAUCGCAGAAGCCACGCUUCAGCUGUCAGCGUCGAUGUGAAUAGUGGGAAAACGGAGCAUGUGCAGAGCACCUUUCGCGCGCCCAUCUUGCCCCUGCUGAACAGCCAUUCUCUGCAUGCAACUGCUGUUUCCCACUAGGACACAGAUGAUCCUAUCUUAGGCUCUCACCAUGAGCAGACGAAUAUCCACAAGAUCAGUGCUGAGUGGCUGGAGGGGUGUGGCUAUUCUGCCGUGUUGCAGUGUCUAGCUUACCCAUCCGGAGGGCCGUGAGCUGCGAAGUAGUGAGGAGGCCUGGAUCCCAGCCCUGUCUCGGCCAGCGAGCUCACUGGGUUGCCUUGGGCAAAUCCGAUCUCCAUCGCACAGUCCCUAUCAGGAUUGUUAUGAGAACAAAGUAGGAUCCAUUCCUUGGGGGAACAGCGGGAUACAAAUGUGGACGGAAAUAAAAUAAAAAACAUUAUUUACGUGAAGCAAUGGUAAAGCAUGGAAUGGCGCUGUGUGUAUGAGAGAGACGUUAAUUAUGUGCUUCACAACUGAAGUAACAGACACGGCCGUCUAAAGGGGGCUGUCCCUAAAUCUGAAUCAACGCAGAAUUUAAAUUCGCCCAGCAGCCCCACCGCAAGAUUCCAACGAAGUAAGAACAAUUCUACUUGGUUUCAGUUUUGAUUGUGGGCUCCGGGUUUUCUACCCUACUUAGCGCCAGCGCUUCGCCCUAGCGCAAUCGCAAGGCGAACGCCAGGAUCUUUUUUUUUUAUAUAUAAAUAUAUAUUUUAUUAGUUGAAUAUAAGAAUAAUAUAUAAUCGAACACAAGCAAUCAAAUACACCCCCCCCCCCCAUUAGCGCCAGGAUCUUGAGAGCCCUUGUGCCGUCGGAGAGACGCCGCCGAGAUUUCUUUGGCCAAUGGGAAGAUGCGGAGCAGACCUGCUUUCUUCUGACUGGAGGCGCCGCUUCAGGGUCUUUCCGCCCGCAUCCAAUCCAGUUUCUCAAAAGGCGGGAAGGCUGCUGGGAAGCCGCCUCAUGCUGGAGGGCCAGUCGCUAUCAGGGGGUGGAGGAAAGGGAAACUCCCUCGAGUUCCCCGCCCGUGGCUAUAAGAUGAGGGAGCCCCCGAGAGAGCGGCUCCCUUUAGCCGUUGCCAUGGCCCUUCCUCCGGCCUCUCAGCAAGCGGGAGAAGCGGGCGGAGGUGAGGAAGAAGCGGAAAGUUCUGCUCCCUGAGCUCCCCAACUUGGCGCCGUCGCCUCAGGGCAAGGGGCUCCUUGUGCUUCGCGCCCGUGGGAGUUGUGGAGCGGGGCUAGUAGUAGCGUCAUGCUGGAGCAACGAUUGGCUCGCCUCAGCCCCGGCUCAAGCCCGCCCCAAUCCGCGCCUUCACCCUCUAGACCCGCGGGCAUUGCCUUUGCCGCCUCGUGAGUCGCUGGAGGUUCCUUGGCGAAAGCGCUUCGUUUCUUUCUGGCGCUUCGCAGAGCGGCAGCGUCGGCGGCGGAGAAUGCGAGCGAGCGAGCGAGCGCAGCUGCGCCGACUUCCCCGCGCGCCAGCCCGGAGCCAAGGUAAAUUUGCGCGCCCGCUCACCUGGACCACCUGGCAGCUUCUAGCGAGCGCCUUGUGGGAAGGGAAACUGGCAGUCCCUAAACCUUGGACUGUUUGUUGCCUACUCGACUCUAAAGUUCCUGAUGACUUGAUUUUUUAUUUAUGUAUUUAUUUAUUUGCAGUCCCGCCCCCCCCCCCUUUAAUCUGUCUCCAGUUUUCUGCUAGGACGCCGCUGCCUGCCCGACUGAAACCUAAUAGCUUCAUGCCAGGCUGGAUUUUGAGCAGGUGGGCCAGUGCCAAAAUGAAGAUGUCCUGAUGUGGAGAGCAACACCUGUUGAAUCUCUGCCAGGCAUCCAGUUAUAAUUGGACAGAAAGGUUCUGCCAGUAAAAACAAUGAAAUACAGAUGGCAGUCCUGUUGGGUUUUCAGGUUCAGUACUAAAGCAGUGGGUUCAGAGAGGUGAGGUCAGGUACUGGUGGAAAAUGAAGGCUUAGCUAUGUUGUGCCUAAUGAGACGUAAGUGCAAAUAACAGUAGUACAAGAAUGUGGUGUCUUACAGCACUGUCUAAGAAAGUUGUGGCCAAUAACUAUAUGUUGUUAUCAGUUUACUCUGUGCUGUUACUCCUUUGGUUGGCUGUGAAGGUGUCCAGCUUCUGAGAGGGUCAAGUAGCAAUCCAAAUGGGCAGGGUGCCCACAACCUCCUUUUAUGAUCCCUGUGAGGUAGAUCUUACUAUAUAGUUUGUGCCAUGCAAGAUUGCAGAAGGUGGUUGGUUACCUUGCCUUAAAUUCCACAAGCUAUUUUAUCCAGCAUCUGCUGUGACAAAGAACUGCCAACAGCACUUGCUAAUUCUGAACAUCUUUGACACUACAGCUGCUGUUGUGGAUUCAUCUGUCCUCUUAAGAAUGCAAAAGAAGAUUAAAAGAACGCACAGGGCAGGACAUCUUGAAGGGGGCAAUGCCUGCUCUGUUAAUUUCCAAGGGAGCUGGUGUUACUUUUAGCCUGCUGGGAACUUGGAACGGUCGAGCUGUGUGAUAAGGGGCAACUCUGCAACAAAGAGCAUCUGAGGUAAUGCCAUAGCAGAGGUGCUCAACACAGCUCAGACUUUAUGUGCGUAUUGAGACAGGCAACAUGAUAUUCAUUCAUUAGCAUCUGUCAAGCUGUGAAGCUAUGGUUCUUUGGCCCCUCUGUUGCAAGUACUCAUGUAGUGUAAAAGGGAGCCGAUUGCUCUCUGUAGUGUAGCUCUUUCAUUUUAACUGCAUCUCUCACCAAAUUAGCUAACAGCUCUUUUUUUCCUGCUUCUGCUCUAGAAGAAGGCAGUGCUAUGUGCUCUUGCUAAAUCCAGAGUACACAGAAUAUGGGCAAGGUGUUCUGGAGGAUCCUUUCCUUUCCAUAGAUCUUAACUAUUUGAACUUUCAUUUACUAUGAGCAAGGAAAGGAUGUUCCUCAAUCACAUCACCCUUGUCUAUUUCUUUAUACUGCUAUUGGUGAGCUUUAAUUUCAAAAGUAAGUUCAGGGAGUUGUCUUUAAUUGUUACUAAUUGUAUAUGCUUUAUUUAAAAACUAUGAUGGAGUGGAUAGUAGCUAGUUGCCUGUUUCCAACCAUGUGUUUGGAGUGUGACAAAAUAUUUGUGUCUGUUCUAUAAUUCAAUGUACUUGUCUUUCUCUGUAGACAUAACAAGUCAAAGACACUUAGGAAUGCUUAAACACCAAGGUGGUUGUUUUCCCAAUGAUAUGUUCUGCAUAGUUUCUUCUAGCUUCCCAGGUGUCCAUCGUAUACCGCUUUUUGGCAGAUGGUACGAUCGAAACAUAUUUUCCACCUUCAGUGAGGUCUCUAAAGGUCAAGAACUCUAAACAUCUAGAGCUGGAAUGGCAAAUGUGCAGCCCUUUUGUGUUGGACUCCCAUCAGCUCAAGCCAGCAUGACCAGUAGUCUAGGAUGUUGGGCGUUUAUUUCAUUUUUUUAUUUAUUCAUACAUAUUUAUACUUGUUUGUUUAUUUAUACUUUGCCUGGUGGGUGGGUAUGUCCCCUAUCAGUCAUCUGAUGUCAUCAUGGCAUCACCUGACUGACAGGUCAGUGGCCCCACCCACACGUCAAAGUUGGCCCUUAAAGUGGGGAUAGGGAAAUAAAGGUCAGACUCAUUGGGUCAAAAAUAAAUAAUUAGAAUGACUUCUAAUAAAUAUUCUGAUGUGUGACAGGAAUGCAUAUGGACAGUCUGGGUGUGCAGGUAGCAGUGUCACAGUGUGAGAACACGUUUAGGUUUCAUUACUGGUCAUUGGAAUGUAACUCUUUUUACAUAUGUGAGAGUUGCAGUCAAAUUGUGGGCAGGUGGUGCAUUUGACACUGUAUUCCAUCAUUUGCAGCCUUUGCAUCAACAGAAUUCCUAUUAUGAAGAGAUGAAAGAGCUUGAGUAGUAUAUUACAAGUGGUGGUUUUUUUUCUUCUUCCAGAAAUGACAGUUUCAUUGAAGCUUGUGCCAGACACAUUUCUGGUGGACUGUGCUUGUGGAAUUUUUAACAAACUUUCCCCUUGACUCAUGGUUUCUCAAAAGAAGCAAAAGGUUGGGGCUUUACCAAUGUGCUUGUUUUAUCCAGGCUGAGGAGUUUCAGAUAUUGCAGGGUAAUAAUAACAUGUAUGCAAGAUACAAGUCUAUCAGUAACUCGCUUUCUCAAGCCAAAACUGACUGUGGUUCUUCUAUUAAAUUCCAAGGAUGAGAAAUAUUGGCCACCACCACUCUUAGAAUUAUUAGGUAAAUUGUAUUACAUAAUAAAAUUUGGGAAAAUAUUUUUUGUUCCACACAAACUUUCAUUAAAAACUUAUGCUUUGGGGCAUGUUCUCUGAUUCCUCAUGUUGCUAAUUGCUCUGAAAGCCUUUUGAUGUCCUGUUUCCCAGCAGAGGAAAAAGGAAAGUAGAAGCAAGCUGCAUUGCAGAAAGAAAAAUAAGAAUCUCUGGAGUCAUCUUCUGCAUGCACGCUAUCACAUACUUCCAAUUACCUUGUGUUUAGACAUGCAAAUCAGGAUAUUUUAUCGGAUGAAGUGAUUCAUUUGACUGUGAGGCGUGUGGCCUGAGAAGGAUUGAACAUUAAAUAUAAACAUUUGCCAGGUUUAACAGUAAUGCUAGAAGGAUUUUGAUACUCUGAAAUGUGGAUGGCUAUUUUUUUUUUUUUUUGGCUUGGGGCCAGAUUGAGGGUUCAUCACCCCUCUGAGGCCCAUGUGCAUGCAUGUGUACAUGUGCAGACUUGCACACUCAAAAAGCACACACACAGCUUACACAUAUGUGUGUGUGGUGGUGGAGGAGGACAAGCAGUGCACAUAUACAUAUACUUUGGCAGAAUGGGGGAACAAGCAUCCUGCACACAUCUACACCUGGAGGAGAAAGGGGGACAGACUCAAAAACACACACACGCACAGAGUCAUAUACUCGCUCCUUCCCCAAUGCUUCCCUGGGGGCCAAAGCACAGGUCUGAGAGCAAUCCUAGUAAUAUUUAUUCAGAAGUCAAUCCCAUUCUAUUCUUUCAAGUGGACUUGAGUGUUGCCUCUGCAGUGUAGCAUUUUAGUUGCACAAAAGCCAGCUAGCAGCUGUUCUAGCACAAUGCAUAGGCACAUGUGUGAACAGGAGCUGGUUAAAACAGUGACUGCCAACCUUUUUGACCAGUGGCACAUUUCAAAAUUUGAGAUAGUGUUGUGAGCACCAGUCACAAAAUGGCUGCUGUGUGGGGCAUAGCAUAACACAAGUACAGAAAUUACAUCUUCUCUUCCUCCUGAGUCCCUUGGUUAGGGGUUCCAAUGAAGGCAUUUGUGGGUGCCACGGCACCCAUUGGCACCAAGUUGGUGACCCCUGGGUUAGAGAGUAAGGUUAGAGCAAUUACUCUCUAGUACAGAAAGUUAGAAGGAAGGAAAGAGAGGAAAUUGAUGAUUGAUGAAGUGGCCAGCCAAGUGUGAUGGAAGGAAGAGAGAGAACAGGAAGGAUGGAGAUGAGGUCUGAGUAAUCACUGUUAUUUUCUUCACUGGGUUUGUUCCAUGACAGAUCAACACAAUAAGGAAGGUUAAAAAAGAAGAAGAGUGUCAGUAGUCCUUCAAGGUAGUGACAAACAGGUAUGAUGCACUCUAGCAAAGUUAUGAACAUAAAGUUACAGAGAGAAGUAGAGGUGAUAUCUUAUGAAUACUUUGGCUGGCACCCAUUGUCCUAAUCAAUUGAAGACAUCAACUUUUGGCAUAUGCUUGUUGGGUCUUGCUAUAAAUAUCUCUUGAUUCCAAGCCAAAAAUGAUGUAGCUAGUGCAAGCCAGAUAUAAAACAAUAAGGGAUUAAUAAAACUGUUCAGUAUCGUGUCAUAUGAGGUCUCUCCAAUAAAAACACAGCAGUGUUUCCAAUUCUUUUGGCUCAGUUUGACCUGUUUCCAUUAAAAUAAUUGAGAACUGAUUGUCCAGUCUCCCCGGGUCCUAGAUCAACUUUUUUUAAGUUCAGUUAAGUUCAUAUAUCUAUAUAUUUAACUUAAGUAUUUAUCUGUCAAUUAAAAAAAGCUUUCAUUUAAUAUUAUAUAAAUUUAAUAUACUAGUAAUUCAGUCCCAUUAGUGGAAAAGGCAGGGCAUAAAUAAAUAUAUAAUAAUAAUAAUCACCUAGUAAACACUAACAAUAGCUAGUGACUUACAGCAUGUGUUCUGGGAAAAGAGAAAGUUAAAAUUACCUAUUAAAUUAGUAAAAGUCUACCAUCAUGGCAGGUGAUAUGUGUGUGUGUGUGUGUGUGUGUGUGUGUAUGUGAAAAUAAGAAAAUAAGCUCUGUUUUCACAUACAGACACAUACAGAGCCUUCAUCAAGUGAUCCUUUUUUGUGGAAGGGUCAGUGAGUAUAGUGAUGGAUCUGAAGGCGCCCCACCCCCCGAAGGAUCCCUUGCUGAAGGCUGCUCACCCACACAAUGGUCUGGUCCACACAUAAUUUAAAACCAUAGUUAAACUAAAACUUAAAUGUGAAUGUACAUCAUGCCGGUGCUCUUUGCUGAAACCACAGGUGGCUCACACUUCCUUUGUUCCUGCUUCACUGUUGGGAAACAAUACAUGAUCUGAAUUAGCAUUUACUGUAUGCAUAGUCCACCCCCCAAAACCUGGGUGCAUAGUCCACCCUCCCCAAAUCGCCCCAUGAACAAACCGCAGGUGUAAGCCAAACUUUAGUCACCACUCAUGGGCCAACUGUAAUCAUGAAAAUUUUUUAAAUUUUUCUGGGCUUUUGGGGGCGGGGGCGGGGAGCUGCAUCUGAAUUUUUGCCCUAGUCAAAAGUAGUUUAACUAAAUAUUUGAAUAGGUUGGGUGGUAAGUAAAUGAAGCACCGUUAAGUGUUGUUGGCAUCCAUCUCUCUUGAGAGACAAUGGAGUGCGCUUCCAGGGGUGAAGUCAAACAGCUGGAGAUUCACAGUUCUUGCUGGGGCUGCAGAAAUUGGCAACUCAUAACUUCUGCCUCCUGCAUUGUUUUUACUACGUUACCAGCAUCAAUGUGACCUCUUUGACAUGCAAGCCCGGACCUUGUGUGGAGGUCCUGGGCUGCCAAGACAACAAGACCACCUUGUUUUGAGUACGUAGCUUGGUGAAACAUGUUUGAAGUCUGUGUGUCCCUCUGAAGGCUCUCAAUCCGCUGUUCACAAUCACUGAUGUAAAAUCUGUGAUGGAAAUUUCUGUUUUUGCUCAUCUUUCCUUGGUAGUGCACGGUUGCUUACUCAUGUUAUAAAUAUCUUGUUAAAGUAUCCUUUGGAUAACUUAGUGAUUGUUUUAUUUGGGCAAUUUUUCCAUAGUGACUUCAUACAGAAGUUGCAUUGAGCCCUGUGAAAUUAGAAUUAUGAAUAUCAUAAAAGGUUGUUGAUAAGGACUGUAUUUGAAGAAUAUAUUCUGUGCUAUUUAUACUUUUACUGUGACUUGAAAAAUAUUUUUUCAGCACAUAGUAUGCAGUAUUAAAGUGAUGAAUUGUGAGAAGGGCAUUCUUAAUAAAGUUUGAAUGAAUAAUGUCGACACUUGUGAUUUUUAUAGUUUAUUUUUAAACAUUUACCGUUAUGUUUGUGGUGCCACGAAGGAACACAUAAAUCCAAUGUCAUUCUAUGGCAUCUUUUAGAUUGGUGUGGAUAAAGCUUUGGCAUAUUUGCAAAUUGGAAAAAUUAUUGUAGGCAUCACACAUACGCUGUAGCCACAUCUUAUUCUAUUUCCUAUUGACUGCAAUAAAAUGUUGUAUGUGCACCUAUGAGUGACAUAUUUGUGACCCCUGCUCCAAGUAGCCUGUGCAUAGUGGGCGAGUAGACUUGUGCUUGCCCAACCAGGUUGUGGGGGAGAUCCCACCCAGAUUCUCAGAGGGUUUGAAUCUGGUCAAACGUCUCAAAACGUCAGUUUUUAAAUUACCGCGAGGCUUAAGAAAAUGCCUCCACAUUUAUGUAUCAAUGCUUGAAAACACUGUACCUGAAAACUGAGGGUCCUGAGAUGCACUUACCUUGAAUUCUCUCUUCUUCCAUCCUAUUUUUUUCCAGAUGGGUUCUUACUUUGUGAAUGCAACAUUUCAUUCCAAAAUAACUGAAGCAGCUGAUAUUAUUGUUGGAAUCUUCUAUAUUAUAUUUGGUAAGAGUGAUUGUUUGAUAUUCUCUACAUAUGAUUGUGAUAUUCUCUGCAUAUGAUGAUGAUUGUAUUUCACAUUCUAGAAAACAAAAGAAGAUUUUAUAACUGUGUCUCUGGCAUGUGUGUGAUACUGUUUAACUCCUUGGUCCACAUGACCCAGGAAGCUGUUUGUGGACAAAUGCUGGCUCCCUCAUCCUGAAGUGAGAUGAGCGCCACACCCCAUAGUCGCCUUAAAGGUAAAGGUAUCCCUGCCCGUAUGGGCCAGUCUUGCCAGACUCUAGGGUUGUGCGCUCAUCUCACUCUGUAGGCCGGGAGCCAGCGCUGUCCGCAGACACUUCCGGGUCACGUGGCCAGCGUGACAAGCUGCAUCUGGCGAGCCAGCGCAGCACACGGAACGCUGUUUACCUUCCCGCUGGUAAGCGGUCCCUAUUUAUCUACUUGCACCCGGGGGUGCUUUCGAACUGCUAGGUUGGCAGGCGCUGGGACCGAACGACGGGAGCGCACCCCGCCGCGGGGAUUCUAACCGCCGACCAUGCGAUUGGCAAGUCCUUUACCUUACCUUUUACCCAUGUAUCUGUUUUCUCAUUCCCGGCCCAGUCUGAGCUUUAUAUUGCUUAUGUGUGCUUUGGUAGUAGAUGCAAAGGCUGUAGGUGACACAAUCUGAAAUAUAACCCAUCCAGAAGGUGGCCACAUUUUCCUGUGUGAAGUACAUAUGGAACUGGACAAGCUGCUAGAGGGGAGAAUCCAACUGUAGUAUAUAUAGACUGGAGGCCUCUGCUAGACUUGGACCCCAGCAAACCUGGAUUCAGAUUUCUGUUCAGCUGUGAAUUCCUGGGACAGCAAUGGGCAAAUUACAGUCUGAGUUUCGCCCAUCAAUACAAUGGGAAUUUUAGUGACUUGCUUCACAGUAUUGUAGUUGGAAUGCAUAAAGCAGUAUGCAGAAUUUCAUUUUUUAAAUAAGUAAGUGUAAUAAAAUAAUUACAUUUGCAUUGGUUUAAAUUAGUUUAAAUUGAGUUUUUUAUUAUUGUAUUUCCUUAUAUUUUACACUCCAUUUUUACACAGAAGCAUCAUGGAACCCAAGGUGAAAUACAUGUGGUUCCAAGGAGGUCUCCCAUCAUCUAACCACACUUGCUUAGCUUCAAUAAGGUGGUGCCUUCAUGUGCCAUCAGACCUUUAGAGACUGAAGUGUUUUCUAGUGAAGGAAAUAAUCUUUAAGUAAUGACAAUAUAGGGUCUUCUGCUUCUUUGAAGACUAACAAAUGUAUUAUAGCACAAGCGUUCAUGGACUAGCACCCAUUCCAUCAGAUGCAUGACGUGUAAUCCUCAAUUGGUAGGCAUAGAUACACAUGGGUGUUAAGGUGGGGGAAAAUGUAGAAGUUGGAGUUAAAUGAUGAUAUAAUGCACAAAGUACACAUUGAGGUUUUCACAGACAUAUUGAUGUGUUGUGGGAAGCAGUGUUUUAGCUGAACUUUCACAGAUAAAGAACACAGAUUACAAUUACUGUGGGAAUAAUGUUUAUUGUUUCCUGGCAAGCUAGCAGAAAUUUAUAUUGGACUUUACUGAAUCUGAAUCUGGUGACUUUCCUGGCAAAUCAACUAACUCAAGUACUUGAUGAACUAAACAUUAAGACUAAAUAUCUCUGAGACAGUCCAGGACAGGGACAGCCAAUGUGGUACCUUCUAAAUGUUGCCAAAUUGCAAUUUGUAUCAUUCAACAGCAUUUGGAGGGCACCACAUUGGUCACCCCUGGCCUAGGUUCAUAGCGUUUUAGGGCCAAAUCACAUGUGACUUGGGAUCUUUUGGCGUGUGUUCUUUAAAACAGGCACAGGGAGUUCCAAAUUUAAUUGGAAGAGAGGUGCUGAGAUAUAACCUGUUUUGCCUUUUCCUCUAUUUAGUUUCUCCAGUGUUGUGCCUCAAAAGCUGUUCUUACCCUAUUUUACAGAAACACAAAGAUAUAGCAUAAUACCUUUCCAUAUGGUGCAUCUGUGCACAAAAGAAGAUGGUAGCCAUUAUGGUUCAGAGGACUGAUCUGGAUGUGAUAUAUUUGCCUUUAGCUUUGAGCUCAAUAGCUAGGUUAGCUGCGGUCAUCAUGAAAACCUGAUUGGCAAUAUAUAAAAAGCUUGAGUGGCUUUUUAGCAUUUUGUGGAGUGGGCUGCAGUCUGGGUCAGCUUAACUUGAACUAAAUUUGGUUCAUGGUAAGGUGCCAUUAGUUCCCUGCUGCCUUGUUUUAUGUCGAAAUUUUUCUGUACAGAUAGUAUACUUUUUAUUAUAUGGUUCAUAUUCAUUAAUUUUUACAAAGUGCUCAACCACUUUGGAGGCGAGGGUGAUAAGAAUCAACUGGCACUGAAGGAAAGAGAACAAUUUGGAAAUCAUGCUGCAAAAUUACUAUUUUUUGUAAAAACACCUAUAUAAAAAUCAUGAUUAGUCAUCCUUGUAUGCUUUUCCCUUUAAAGCCACUGGAGAAAGGGACAACAUGCUACUUUCACGCAAAGUCAAAAUGCGAAUGAGAGUGAAAACAGUUAACCCUUUUUUGUUUUGUCCUACAGGCAUAUGCUCCUUUUGUGGGAACAGUAUCCUCCUCUAUGUUUCCUACAAGAAAAAGAACAUAUUGAAACCAGCAGAGUACUUCAUGAUCAAUUUGGCCAUCAGUGACCUUGGUAUGACUCUGACCUUGUACCCUCUAGCUGUUACAUCCAGCCUUUCACACAGGUGUGUUCAAUGUGCAUCCACUGAAGUUCUCUGUUAGUAGGAAACAGUAACUAAACUUUUCUUCUUCCACAUUUUUUUAUUACUAUAGUGAUGAAUAAUUCCAAGGGCUGAGAAAAGCAGUCUUUCAAGCUGCUGGCAGUAAUUAGUAUUCUGAGCUGCACAACACUGUGGUCACUUAGGAUACCUUUGGGGGGAAAGUUGCAUUCAUUCAGUACAAUUACUCCACCUGGUUUCCUAAUUUUCGGUGGAAGGAAUAACAAAAGAUCCAGCUUCCCUUUCUACAGUAAUACAUGUCAUUGUUACUUAGUUACAAAUGAUUUUUAUUUUUUUUACAGAGUGAAAUUCAGUUACAAUUGAAAUGAAAGGAAUACAUUAAUGGAAUUGCUUAUGUUUCUUUUUCAAGGUUAUGUGUUCUGACGCUCAUGACCUCAUCAUGAAAACUGCUGUAGCCACUCCCCAGGGAUAAUCCCUAGCCAUGCCUCCAAGGAGUUGUGUGGAUCCAUUAUACACACACACAAGUGCAAUUAUACAUUGUUACCUGGGAGUAAGCUCCAAUGACUGCAUACAUUUAACUUGUACAGUGGUACCUCGGGUUACAGAUGCUUCGGGUUACAGACGCUUCGGGUUACAAACUUCGCUAACCAGGAAGUGCUUGCUCCAGUUUAAGAACUUUGCCCUAGGAUAAGAAAGGAAAUCGUGAGCCAGUGGCAGCAGAAGGCCCCAUCAUCGAAAGCGUGCCUCAGGUUAAGAACCGUUUCAGGUUAAGAACGGACCUCGGAAAGAAUUAAGUUCUUAACCCAAGGUACCACUGUAAAACACAUUGAGCUUUAACUAAAAAUAUUUAUCCAGCAGAAAUAAAACUUUUAGCUUUUAAUUUGAAAUGCAUAAAAAGGUAAAGGACCCCUGACAGUUAAGUCCAGUCAUGAACGACUCUGGGGUUGCGGUGCUCAUCUCACUUUACUGGCUGAGGGAGCUGACGUUUGUCUGCAGACAGUUUUUCCGGGUCAUGUGGCCAGCAUGACUAAGCCACUUCUGGCAAAACCAGAGCAGCGCACAGAAACACCGUUUACCUUCCUGCAAGAGCAGUACCUAUUUAUCUACUUGCACUUUGAUGUGCUUUUGAACUGCUAGGUUGGCAGGAGCUGGGACCGAGCAACGGGAGCUUACCCCGUCGCGGGGAACCCCGACCUUCCAAUCAGCAAGCCCCAGGCUCAGUGGUUCAGACCACAGCGCCACCCGCAUCCCAGUUGAAAUGCAUACAAUUUUGCAAAUAAGUGUUACUGUUUAAAUUACUGGUAGAAAAGUAGGAAUUCCAUCAAAGAAAAAGAAAGAAGCAUCCAGCAUCUGCUCUGUUAUUUUCCUCAUUAUCUGGCUUCCUCUAUGCUAUGCUUGUCACAAAGAAAUGUAAAAGCCUCAUUACUGUCUCAUUCACUUGCCAGAGCAAGGCUUCUCUUAAUUACCUGGCACUCUUGCAGAUGGUGACAUCAGUCCUGCUUUGAAAAAAAGUCAGAGUUGUGCUCCCCAGUAUUCCCUGCCAUUAGUUGUAAUUGUAAAUCUUUUGCACAGCCUAUGAGUGGUUGAAAAAUCCCCCCUUGUACUCGGAAGAUUUGAACAGUUGCUCAUGCCACUUUUGACCAGCUCUAGGUACUCUUGGGGGAGAUCAAUUUCAGUCAGGCUUUUGGCACUGAGACUUGGAUGGUCUAUGUCAGGAGAUAGACACAGAUUUAAGAGUUCAUCUUUGGGACUCAAGUUGAUGGGGGCAAUUAGUACAAGGUAGAUAUUAUUAUUAAUAUGGCUUAUUAUAAAAGUAAUUUUCUUUAAUUUAAAUACCUCGUUCUUCUAUGUACUGCUGUCAAAAUGGGAAGGGGCCCAGUAAAGUAUCUGAUGACAGGGUGUCAGGACAAAUAAGCAAACAAUUGCAGUACUCCCAUAACUUGUGUGAGAGAGCAUUACACUGGAGUUUCCUUUUCUUUAGACUUCAGUUCUCUCUCAAUAUGUAAGAAUAUUAAAUCUGCACAUCCACAAUUUUCAAAUGUGCCUUUUCUCCACCCAACUUCAAGCAGCCAUUUUUCAAGUUAAAUGGUAUCAAGCAGACACUACUUGCCAGUGAUACAGGCAAGAUACUGAACGCUUUUAUAGAAUGGUGUGUUAUUUCUUUAAUGAGUUUAUAUAUUGGUCAGAAUCCUUCCAGAUGCAUGCUGUGUUUUCAGUUAUGUUUUUAAAAUAUGAAGCAACAUAAUUUCUUUCAUGGGAUGGUUACAAGCAUUUACGUGCAUUAAUUUUUUAUAGACAAAUAAAGAUACAUUAAGGUUCCUCUUGGCUCAGAAUGAGCAUGGACUAUAAUCAGUAUUGCUAUCUCAGUACAGUAGUGACCCUUGAAAGUUACUUUUGAAUAUAUGACUGAGAAGAGUAUUUUUUGAUAUUAAUAACUGUUUCAUUUUUCUUCCUAGGUGGUUAUUUGGCCAACAGGUUUGCUUGUUCUAUGCAUUUUGUGGAGUAUUUUUUGGAAUCUGCAGUCUGUCUACACUAACAUUACUGAGUACUGUGUGCUGCCUAAAAAUUUGCUUCCCAACUUAUGGUAAAUAUAUUUUUUUCUUUCCUUCUGCACAAAUUUAGAAGAACCAAGAGUUAUGCAACACUAAUUUUGGUACUAAAUGCUUUGGCGAGGUUAUCAUUGUGGCAGUUCUAGUAUGGCCAUUGAGUCUCAGGAAACGGAGUGCUAGGGAGCAUGAUCUCUCUCUCUUUCUCUGUCUUUCUUUCUGUCUCUCUCUCUGUAGAAGGGUUCCCUCCUUUUUGUGAAUUAUGCUGUUAUAACGUGCAUUGGAGGGCUGUUGAAUAGCAACACAAUGUACAUGUCAUGACAGAACAUAAUUACUUGCUUACUAUGUAUAGGUCAGGGAUGUUCAACAGGUUAUUUAUUAGACCUGAGCCCCUAAAUUAACAAAUAAUUUCUCCCUAAAAAAAGCUCAACCAAAAGGGGUAGAUCACUGCCAGAUUUUAAUCAUGUGAGUAGAUUGUAGUCUCUAGGAAGUUGGAUGUCCCUUGUAUAGGCCAACCUGGGUUGCUUUGUUCCUUUGGUUUGGACAUAACACUAUGUUUUGCUCCUCACACUGGUCAUGGUUGGUUUGAGUAACUAUUGGGUUGGGCAUACUAGUUGUAGCUAAUGAGAGUUAGAAUCCAAUAAAUUCUGGAAGGCCAUAAGCUAGUCACCACUUCUCUGUAGACAAUAAACAGAGAGACCUGUAUUUUGAUUUGUAGACUUAAAACCAGCUGCAGUAUUAUUACAAGCAACAUCUCACCCAUGUAUCUUAAAUGUGAAUAUUUUGUAUUUCAGGGAAUAGAUUUAGGAGAGAACAUGGUUGGAUCUUGAUAGGAUGCAGUUGGGCCUAUGCAGCCAUUUUUGCCCUUUCCCCACUGGCUCACUGGGGAGAAUAUGGAGCCGAACCUUAUGGUACAGCAUGUUGCAUUGACUGGUAUUCAUCAAAUAUAAACACAACAGCAAUGUCUUACACGAUUGUCCUUUUUGUCUUCUGUUUCAUUAUCCCCUGUGGAGUAAUUGUUACCUCCUAUACUCUUAUUCUGAUUACGGUGAAAGACUCCAGAAAAGCAGUGGAGCAACACGUCCUGGGACCCACCAGGAUGAGCAACGUGCAGGCUGUUACAGCCAAGGUAUUUAAAAAGCCGUGUUCUUUUUUCUUCACCUAUUGAUUUUCACGGUUUUUUAAAAAGUAUUUUAUUGCUUUUUCACAUGUAAUAAACAUAAUUCAAAGCCCCAUAAACAACAACAAUAGCAACUAGUCUGCCAUUUCUUGGGGAAAGGCAUAGCAGCAGCUCAAAAUCAGAAACAGUUUAUAAUGCAUAUUAAAUACUCUAAUUUAAUAGGUCUUGCCAGAUGUUUCCAUGGAUCCGUUGAGGUUGUUUCAAUUGAUCAUAGUAGGGAACUGUGGUUUAAAGAGAUCAGGAUCAAAGUGCUGAAGCCAGGGAUCAGGGGAGGGCACAGCUAUUGAGCCUGGCACUUGUUCCCUGCUUAAUAAAAUGGGGUUCUUUUAAGCCAGGAAUGAUAGGUCUGACUCUCUACUCUAGAUAUGAAACUUUGCUGAGACUCUGCCUAGCUCUGCAGGGGAAAGAAACAAAGCAUGCUUUGCCAAAAGAAUUUAAACUUAGUCCUUAGUCUAAUGGGUCCAACAGGCUCUUGCGCUCACCCCAAAAUUACUAAUUGCCUGAGCUAUACAUAGUCAAAAGCAAAAUCCCAUUGAGUUCAACGAGGUUUACCCUCCAGUAAGCAUGCAGAGAACCCUAAGUCCAGAAUAGCAGUGAUGACUAAACCACUAACUUCUGCACCCGUUCCCACUUUCUCUUUCCCCUGUCAUGAAGGGAGACAAGUUGCCCCUUGCCCCUCUCACAGUCUCUGCAGUUCAUGAAGAACUUGGAUGGGGGAGAGAGCUUAUCAGAGGGGAGGACACUCUUGCCAUUGGCAUUCUAGCAAGGGGAACAGAUGAGACCUUUUUCUACUACUCUGCAAUUUGGGUCAUGGGAAUAACAUACAGGACUAGUCCCAUGACUAAAAAUCAAAAUGUGGGGGAAUCAAUGCAGGCUAUUUACAUAUUUUAUCAAAAUGGAGACAUCCACAAUACAACAAACCAGUUUUAAUGUAGUUUGUUGUGGUAUUAUACUUUCCUUUAUACAUAUUUGUUGACUCUAAAUCUGAUUCAAAUUAAAAAUUUACAUGGCAGCAUUUUGGAAAAUUAGAUUAGGGAAAUAAUCCUUCAGAUAUCUUUGUGUCUCUACCUCUUUACUGAGGUGGUACUAAAAUGUAAGAAAACUAAGUUAGAAAAUGUGUAUCUUCUGGAGACAAAUGGACGGAGAUUGCCCUGAUGGGACAAAUCUGACGUUUUUGCAAGGACAUUCUAGGGAGGAAGUUGUUUAGCUUUUGGGCUGCUGGCUCAGUCAACAUUUCAGGAAGGCCGAGAUUAUUCAGGAUCAGACCAAUGGUAGCUAGAAUCUUAAGAGUUGCUUAUGGGUAAUUUACAAACCAUUUGCUCAGCUGUAGUUCCACUGAGAUCAAUGAAGCCACACGAUUCUAUAUAGCCUGUAAAUUAUGGUGUGUUUUAGGCAAUGAAGCUCUUUGCCGUAUAUCACAGCACCAUAACUUGUUUGCCAGAAGUGUUAAGUGCAAUAUAUCAUCAAAGUACAUUUUAGAUGCAAGGUUCAUUGUCCUGUUGAUUAAUGCCUGCAGAGUUUCUGUUUAAUGAUUGAACAAUCAGAGACUACAUCGAUUCUGGCCUGCAAUCUGUCAAUGUGUUCACUGUUAAUUCAUGCAGUCUAUAGAACCUCCAUCUUUCUGUUAUUAUGCUGCUAGCAUAGUACUAUUGUACUAUCUAAUGUCAUGGAGGAGGUAAGCCUUGCUGCAAGAGGGGAAAACUUAGUUCAUUUUGUAUUCUUCUGAAUCUAGUCCAACAUAUAUCAUGUAUUUAUCAAUGGAGUGGUAAAACUGAUGACCAGAUUGCUAAACAGCUUUUGAUUUAAAUUCAGUCCUAAAGCAAUCUUUAGCAGUUAGUCUCUCCCAUUUUAAAGGCUACAUGAGUAUAUUUUAGAAAACAAAUAUAAAAAUAGAUGCAAUUUGUGUAAACUCUGCAAGGGUGAAGGCAGGAGGAAAGGGUUUGUCUUGCUGUAGGCCCUGUCAAGUAGGAGCCCAUGAUAAUCUCACCAAAUAUACACAUCUGUUGCAGCAAUACUAGUUUAACUUAGGGAAAUGUCCUAUCAUUAACUGUCUCCUGGACUCAACAAGUCACUUCCCUUUAGAAGUGAUAAGUUGUACUGGAAUAUAGGCUUGAGCAUACCAGUGGCAGGGUGCCCACUCACUCCAAGCACCCUGUCGCUAUCCCCAGGCUGCAUAAGCAAAGCAUCAUAAUUGCCAUCUAGUCUUCCUGAUGUGGUCACUGGUGCUGAACAAGUUGGUUUCCAUGGCUGCUGUGCACUUAUGUUGACAGCCUUUUGCCUUUAAUGGAAUCUGUGGAUAGAAGAAGCAAGAGAAGAGGGCUAUGAUAUUCUGAAAUUAUACUGAAGCAUGAACAGGAAUUGUGUUUGGCACUGAGUUUCCUGUCUAAGAAUAAAGAAUCCAGUUCUUCUGACUUCUGUUCCUAAUACUUUUCAUGGUGCCAAAGACUGCUUGUUGGUCCACAUUUUACACUUGUGGAAAUUUUGGCUUGUAAACAGGAGUCUUACCAGCUUUUACACUAAUGCUAGAUUUAGGGUUGGUGCUAUAACCAGACCCUUGAUUUUCUAGUACCUGGGCUUGUAGGAAUCUUAAAAAUGUUAACGUUUCAUUAAAGUUCAUGGGGAAGGGAAUUAGUGCUCACACCUGGAUCUCCAAGCUGAAGUUUGCCUUGUGCCACCCACUGAGAUGGAGGGAGCCGCCUUGUUUCUAUGGCCAGUGUAGUAGCAUACAUGUCACUCUAAUUCAUAAUGUGGCCUCCAUGCUCCAGCAGUUUUGGCCCAAUUGGAAGUAAGCAUGGGCAGGCCAGAAGUGAUGUUUAUGGCCUGCUCACUCAGGAUGAUCUUGUCUCUCAUGCCAGGCCAUAAAGGGGAAGAGUGACAAUAGAGUGAUAGAGACACACCAGGGGUGUGGCGUUCAUUGUACCUUCCCCCCAGUGCAUUCUUCAAUGGAGGAGUGAUUGGAAUCAGGUGUGCAUCAUGCUUUAUUAAAAGCGAAUGUAGGCAGAUGAAAUCUGGACUCGCUUGUUCGGGGGGGGGAUGACUUGCCAAGCCUCCUUUGAAGAAAGAUUGGGACUCACUGAGUGCAUUCUUAGGACCUCCCCUUCACCCCUAGGAGGAUUGUGACAGCAGAUAAUGGUGGGGAGGUAGCCUGUGAUUAACUGCAGCUGAUCAAUCUUUUAAUCUGUGAGAGCUUUUAGCUCCACUAAAAAGAACAGAUGCUGGCACUAUGAAAUAUGUAUAGGUAAUUGGUUGUCAAAGCAAAUGAUUAUAUAUCCUUGCUUUAUUUAUAGUCGCAACCAAUAUUCUUAAGUGCUAAUAUAAAAAAAGAACCUUCCUAUUUCAGAACUAUUAUAUACCCCAUUUGAUAAAUGCUUCCGAAAAAUGGAGGAGAGCAGCAGGAGAUAAACAGAGCAGAUAUGCUGGCUUUGAUGUUGACAUUCUCUUGAUAUUAUAAAGCACAUUUAUAGUGGAGGUGAAAUGGUCUUUAUUGGCUUUUAUCUUUAUUGAGCCUCACAAAGUUGUUUGAAGCUUUGCAUAUGCAUCCAGAAGUGGAAGCAGGUAUGGUAAAAGUGGACCUAGCUUGUAUGGCCAAUGUUCAGGGAUGAUGGGAGUUGGCGUCCACAGCAUCUGGAGGACCCAACAUUGGCUACCCCUGCCAUAAAGACUAAAAUAUGAAGCACCUUUUAAGGAUCACCUCAAUUUUUGAGGCUUUGUGACUGGUGCUUCUUUCCUCUUCCAUUUUUGGACUGAAUGUAAGAUUGCAUGAAAUGGCAUAAUUCUUGAGUGCUUUGUAACGGUCAAAGUGUUGGGCAGGAUGCAGCAACAAGGCAAUUUAAGUAAAGACUUAAGUUGCCUCAAAUAAAGAGUUUGCAUACUCUCUGAACUCUCUCUCUCUCUCUGUGUGGGUGUGGGUAUGGGUAUGUGAAUGUAUGAUCAAAUGUAAGAACACCACUUUUGUGAGCAUGGAAAUGCUGUUUGCAGGCUGACUGCUUCCAGGUUUUAACCUUGGAAAAUGGAAGAACCAUUGCUAUGCUUUGGUAGCAAAGCCAUAGUGUUUGUUUUGUAUGAUGGGAUUCCUAUUGCACUAGCAGAGGGGAAGAUAUGGGACCUGAGCUAUGCAGCCAACUGCAGAGACUGUCUCAGUUCUCCUGCUGUGGAUCCAUCAUUGAAGUGUGAAAUCAUUUUUAAGCAUGCUUUUAUUGUUAGUGCUUUUAUUGUUAAAUCACUUCAGGGUAUAGGAAGCAACCAAUAAACUCACAAAUAAAACAAAUAAGAAUAGAAAUAAUAUCUAUUUUGUCUGCCAUUUAGCUUGCAAGAUGCACCUGGAUCUCCUUGACUAUGAUUGGAUGCUAUGCUCUUUGAAUAUAUUCAUAGCCAUUUGUAGCCUAUUUGCAAUCUUGGCUGCCCAGUGUAGGUUAUAAACUCUUGGGAGGGACCAUAUCACAAAGUCUAGGGGACUGAAGGAGCUAAAUGCAUGUUUAGUAGCUAUGGCCACUUGGUUAUUGUGGUGGCAAGUAUGCAUGUGGAAAAGGGCCAAGUAUUAGACAAAUCUCCACCAAAUGAAUUCAUCUGGUUAACAUUAUUAAAAACAAAGCACAUCUUAUUUAAAACAAUAAAGCCAAUGAGAGUAUAAAUGAUGACACCGUAAUUGUUAGAACUGCAAACUGUAAUUAAAUAGACUAAAAGCCAAACCAGAUCUGUUAAUGGCCCUGAAAUUGACUGACAGUCAUGUCAUCACUCCUAGGCAGUUGUUGCUUGGAGGUGGGACAGUGAAUUAGGCAAUCUAUUGGUCUAACCCACCUACUGUUUUGUUUUGAAUAGCACAAACUUUCUUUUCUUCUUUUAACUUUGCAGCUGAGCAUUGCUGUAUGCAUUGGAUUUUUUGCUGCCUGGAGCCCAUAUGCCGUCAUUGCCAUGUGGGCAGCCUUUGGGUCAAUAGAGAGGAUUCCUCCACUAGCCUUUGCUGUACCUGCUGUUUUUGCCAAGUCUUCAACACUCUAUAACCCAGUUAUGUAUCUUAUGCUAAAGCCUAAUUUCCGAAGCACUAUUGCCAAAGAUUUUGCUGUUCUCCAACAAUUAUGCAUCAAAACUUGUUUUUGUCUCAAGCAUGUACAGAGCUGUUCUUACAGAUCAGUUCUGGAAGUCCACUCGAAAUCAUUUAAGGGAAGACAUGAAUCCAGCAGUAACUCCAUGCAGAUAGUAGAAGGAUGUUCUUAUUUUCCCUGUGAAAAGUGCAACGAUACCUUUGAAUGCUUCAAGAACUACCCAAAGUGCUGCCAGGACAGGCUAAGCACCAUGGAACACACACUUCAAGAAAACAUACCCUUGGAAAAUAAAAUUCAAUCGAACGCAAAGCAUGCUUCUGAAAAAUAUGUAAAGGUUGUUGUCCGAGGAGAAAAAAACAGUGAGAUUGAUAGUUUGGAAGUAACAUUAGAAAACAUACCUAUGGAUACUAGGUUUGUCAACCUCUAGAGUAUGUUUAAUCAAAUGCUCCAGGUAAUAAUUUAAUUGCACCAGACUUAACGAAUGUAAAACUUUUCUAAGCACUACCCUAUUUUUAUACAGUUAUUUUUAUUUCCUUAUUACCCAUGGGAGGACGAAGUAAUGCAGCAUAAAUAUGUUUAAAAGUGUAUUUGACUUUCAUCAUGUCCACAACCAUACCUAUGUGCAUUCAGAACAAAUUGUGUACUACUGCAUUUCAUUCGCUUCUGAUUUUUUGAGUUUCAGAACUUAUGUCCUUUGCUUCACAGAAGCAAACCACUUCAUACUUGUGAGGCUUUUCUGCAAAACAUUAAUUCUUCAGAUGCUUGGUAAAUAAAUUUUAUAUGCUGCAUAUUCAUCAAAAAGCUUGGUCUAGGUUUUCUGAGAGCCCUUUCAGAGAGGUAAUGUCCAUUGAACUGUUAAUAGUUCCACAAGGCAUAUGGUACCCCCCCCCCGGAGGCUAUGAACAGUUUUUUUCCAUUUUCAGCUUAGGCUACUGUUCACAGCUCCUUUCUCAUGCAGUUUUCUUUCUAGGAGAGGGAGUGGGAAAUUUUCCUUUCUCUGGUACAUUCCCAUGUUGCUCUUGGAGCACUUACAGUCAGUUCCACUCAUGCAUGAGUGCCCCAGCCUGGCCUUUCAAGAACAAACUUGUGAGGGGCCAGAUGUUUCCUGUAUUUCUGAACUUACAGCAUGAGAAGCAUUAUAAGGCUAUCAUUACUUCUUUCAACGAGGCACCUACAUCUCCCACAACAAAACUCAGAAGCUGAGCCACUUGGGACAAGGUGCAGAAGAUAUUAGCUGCCCCUGGGCUCUAGCCAGGGAAGGAGCUUAUCCACACACAAGAGGAUCACUUUAUACUCUGUCCACCCUAGAACUGGCACCCUGCUCUUAAAAACAUUUUCUGCUACCAUACUUACCUGAAGCAGGUAAUUAGUGUCACUGAGUUGUCAGUGCCUGACCUGAAGACAGAUAGUGCCUGCCCCUCUAAUCGCAAGAAAUUAUUUGGGAAAGGUUGCUCUUGCCAAAGGCCUGCUACUCUUUUAACCUUCUGUCCCUCUCCCCCAUAGCCGUUUUGCUUUGCAAAAGCUGGAGAAGGGGGUGGGAUUAGAGAGAUUUAAAUACAAUAGUGACACAUUCAGACUCUUCAUCUAGGCAAAAAGCAAUAUAAUCAAAUGUAGACGUAUAGGAUGGGGGAUACCUGACUUGACAUGUGAAAAGGACCCCAGGAUUGGAUCUCAAGAUUAUAAACUAUUAGCUGCUGAAAAUGAGUUGAUAAGGUGAUGCAUCUUCAAACAAGGCUAAUAUUCUGCACUAAUCAUACCUCAUCUGGAGUACUUUGUUCAGUUUUGAGUGCUGUGACACAGGAAGGUUGUGGAUGAAUCAGAAAUGGUUCAGAGAAGAAGAAUGGGUGGUUAGAGAUGUAGAAAACAAGUUCUCUCAGAGAAGGUUGAAAAAAUUGGGUAUCUUUAGCAUGAACAAGAGAAGACUGAGAGGAACAUCAAAGAUUCAAAGGACUGAUACAUAAUACUUGUUCUCUGGUGCCCUGGAGGGCAGGACUUAAGGACAGUUUUCAGCUGAACAUUAAAAUAAACUUAACAGUAGGAGCAGUUUGACUGUGGAAUCAGUUACUUGCAGUGGUGAUGGGUUCUUCCUUGUCAGAAGCCUUGAAGGAAAAGCUGAAGGUGCUCUAGGUUUGGAUUUUCUCCAUCAAGCAGGGCUUGGUUAGAUGCUUCACAAGGCCUCUUUGGUUCUAAGAUUCUAUUUGGUAGCCAUUCAGAAUCACCGAGGCAAAUAGAUAAAGAAGUGAAUUUGAUUUAUGGGAAUUGUAGCUCUGGGAGGUAAUGGGACAUCUCCCAACAACUCUCAGCACCUUUAACAAACUACAACUCCCAGAAUUCUUUGGGGGAAAGCCAUGACUGUUUAAAUUGGCAUCACAGUGCUUCAAAUGCAUAGUGUGAAUGUGACCUAGAACUGUGCUGCACCAGAUGAAUAUGGAAAAAUAAUAUCAAUAAAUAC
This is a messenger RNA of Podarcis lilfordi (Lilford's wall lizard), 24776 nucleotides long. The record is from the annotation of a GenBank genome assembly. NCBI's taxonomy places the organism in Eukaryota, Metazoa, Chordata, Lepidosauria, Squamata, Lacertidae.